UGUAUGUAAUGGAUAAUCAAAGAGUAUGUAAAUUAAAGUUCAGAAAACGGAAAGCGGCUUCGAACGUAACGUUUUGCAUGAAAACAGAGAGAAAUGCGUCGAAUAAAAAAAUAUUAGAAAUCAUUCAAAAGCCAUUAUCUGAGCGAACAAUUGAUGACAAAGAAAUUCUUAAUACAUGUAAAGAUACAGUACAAAAGAUAUCUCAAAGAUUAGAUAGACAAAAAAAAUUAAAAGAGCGAUGUCAAGAAUUUGAAGAUCCAGCUGAAGUACUAGAUAAAAAAUGUGAAGAUCUUGCAAAAGCUAUUUCGUCUGCAUCCAAUUUAGUAGUUUAUACUGGUGCAGGAAUAAGUACUGCAGCUAAAAUACCUGAUUAUAGAGGCUCAAAUGGAAUAUGGACAUUAUUAGAUCAAGGAAAAGACAUUGGAUGUCACGACUUAAGUCAAGCAGAACCUACAUUAACACAUAUGGCAUUAUAUCGAUUAUAUCGUGAAGGAUUACUUGGACAUGUUGUUUCUCAAAAUUGUGAUGGGUUGCAUUUAAGAAGUGGUCUACCAAGACCAGCAUUGUCAGAAGUUCAUGGUGAUAUGUUUAUUGAGGUAUGCGUCAAUUGUAAGCCAAAUAGGCAUUAUUUACGAAUGUUUGAUGUGACUGAACAUACAGCAAGAUUUAAUCAUAAAACAUUAAGGUUAUGUUAUGCUUGUCACAAACCAUUAAAAGAUACAAUUGUUCAUUUUGGAGAGCGUGGUAAACUUCAGUGGCCAAUUAAUUGGUCAACAGCUUGUAAACAUGCUGAGAAAACUGAUGUAAUUUUGUGUUUAGGAUCCAGCUUAAGGGUUCUGAAAAAAUAUCCAUGGCUUUGGUCGAUGGAUAGACCAGCUAAAAAAAGACCAAAGUUAUACAUUGUGAAUCUUCAAUGGACUCCUAAGGAUGAUCAAGCUACUUUAAAAAUAAAUGGUAAAUGUGAUGAAAUUAUGAAAAAAGUAAUGUCAAUAUUGAAUUUAGACAUUCCUAAGUAUCAACGUUGUCUUGAUCCUAUAUUUCAUCAUGCCACAAUGUUGGUAGCAGCUGAAGAACAUACAACAGUACAUCCUGUUUUAGCUGUUCCAACUGAUGAUGUUCAAAAAACCGAAAGUACAAUAACAAAAUGUGAAAAAAUAGAAUUAGAUAUAAGUAACAAUAAAAAUAAUACCAAAAUGUGUUCAGGAUCUAAAGACCUAAUUCAACCAGUUGAUCUCAGUUUAGUAAAAUUAGAAAAUAAUACAUCCAUAGCUGAUCAAAGUGAGUCAAUUAAUUCUCCGUCGUGUUCAAGUAUGGAUAUUGUUCCAAGCUUAAGUAAUUUUUGGAGGCCUUUUAUUGAGGGUGUAGAUCCAAAUUCAUUGGAAGGUCGCAAUAUGCUAUCAUUGGUUGAACCAAUUGUACCAUACUUAAAUCCAUUUUUUAUCAAUAAUAUGGAAACUUUAGGAUUAUCUCCAACGCCUGUUGAUCAGUUUUACAAGAACUUUGUAUAUCAAGCAUGUAUAGGAUUGGCUGCAGUUGAAAAACUACAAAUAGAAAAAAAGCUGACAAACAAUUUAAAAAAAAAGAAAAAAGAUAUUAGUGAAGAUAAAGAUGAUAUUAAAAAAACAGAUGUUUCAAUAAGUCGAUAUUGUACAUUUUGUCAUCCAGUUUAUGGUUCAACUAAAUGUCUAUUUUAUCAUAAAUAUGAGUCAAAAUUCAAAGAAGAUGUAGCUAAUUGUCUGUGUUGUGAUGAUGACACUGAUGAAGAAGAUGAAAAUGAACUGAAAACUGAGGACAUAGCUGAUAAGAAUGAUGAAGUUAUAGAAAAAGCCAAAGUUACUGCAGGCUGGUUUGGAAAAGGUUACAAGAAAAGAAUAAAAAAAAAAAAAUAGGUAUAAUUAUUUUAUUUAAAAUUAGUUUUCCUCAUUAUUUCUUUACCUUCCAGUAUUUAAGUUAAGUUAUACUACAAUGUAAGGUUGUAUAAUUCUAAGAAUAUCUAUAAUCUUUUAAGUUUUCAUCUGGUAACAUUUAUUUUUUAUGUUUACUCAGAUGUAUUGAUACUUAUACU
This is a messenger RNA of Melanaphis sacchari, 2065 nucleotides long. It is a transcript of the gene Sirt7, whose product is annotated as NAD-dependent protein deacetylase sirtuin-7. The transcript has 7 exons. The coding region runs from base 9 to 1889 and encodes 626 amino acids. The record is from RefSeq and is a predicted model, not a curated record. NCBI's taxonomy places the organism in Eukaryota, Metazoa, Arthropoda, Insecta, Hemiptera, Aphididae. Gene Ontology annotation, molecular function: NAD+ binding.